GGCAGUCAAUCUGAAAGUGUCACCGACUUUGGGGACUUGUCUGAACCAAUCUGAAAGAGGUGCACUGCAAAGCAAGGGACAAGUUAGAAGGCUGUGCUUCAUGCAAAGGACUGAAAAGUGAUAUCAUCCUCCAGAAUGGCUUCUUCAGACACUCCAGACACUCCAAACAGUGAGCAAGUUGUUCCCGAACCAGAAGAUCAUAUAGACGUGCGUGCAGUGCAAAACAGGUACCUUCGGAGUCCCUCACCUAGCAGGUUUUCCAUCAUGUCUGACACCGAUACUGAGAGCAUCUUUAUGGAGCCAAUUCAUCUCUCCUCUGCAGUGGCCGCUAAGCAAAUCAUAAAUGAAGAGCUAAAGCCCAAAGAGAUCAAAGUGGCACCCAUGCCAGAAGAGAUGAUGGAGUCAGCAGAGCAGUUGCUGGUCGAGGACCUAUACAAUCGAGUGAAGGAGAUGGUUGACGACACCAGUCGCUUCAACACCCCAUGCGUACUGGACAUUCAAAGGCUGCUAACACAGGACAGACUAGAAGCCCCCAUGAAUCCAGUUGAUGAGGUGUGGCCCAACAUUUUCAUUGGAGAGAAGAGUGUUGCUGUGAAUAAAGCCAGGCUGAAAAGAAUGGGUAUCACACACAUCCUCAAUGCUGCUCAUGGCACGGGCAUUUACACAAGCCAGGACUUCUACACUGGCAUGGAGAUUCAAUACCUUGGAAUUGAGGUGGAUGACUUCCCUGAUGUGGACAUUUCAAAACAUUUUCGAACUGCUGCUGAAUUCUUGGAUGAAGCUCUUCUAACAUACAGAGGAAAAAUCCUUGUGUCUUCUGUGAUGGGAGUCAGCAGGUCAGCUGUAUUUGUAGCUGCAUACUUGAUGAUUUUUCACCACAUGACCAUCAUGGAUUCUCUAUUAAAACUUAGAAAAAAGCGUCCCAUAAAUCCAAAUGAAGGGUUUCUCAGACAACUCAGGGAUUUCAAUGAACAACUUUUAGAAGAACGGAGUACAUUAGACGAUGAUGAAAGUGAUACCCUUAGCCAGAGUUCAGUCAUUGAGGCUAAAACACAUUCCAUCAUGGCAGAGGAGGAGGACUUAGGAAGUGUGAUAGGUGCUAAAGUUCAUUCAAUUGUUGUUGAGGAAGAAGAUAAUAUGAGCACCAUGAGCAGUGUAAUGAAAGGGAGCAUAUCUUCUAAGAAGCCCACUCUUAUAGAUGAAGACGAGGAACUGAAAUUGUAUGAAGAGUGGAGGAAAAAGCAAGGCCUUCCUCCUAGUCAGGAAAAGAUGGUCAAAAAUGAAAGCAAAAAACCAGAAACUUCCCGAAAAGGCAAUGAGGAGGAUGUAGAUCAUAUAAUACAGGAAUGGCAAAGAAGAAAUGAAAAAUACCAGAGUGAAGACUGGUGGAAAUCAAAUCCCUUGAAUGAUGAUGAACUGUCACUUUUGGAAGGAAGUUCAUUUGAUCCAUGCGAUAGGGAAGAUUUAGAAAGUGUCAACAGUAGUGACAUCCGUGAACUGAAGGAAUAUUUAGCAGCAAGGGGUGUAGGUAGAGUUAGGAAUGAUUCUAUCUCAACAGAAACCAGCGAGUCAGACAUAUGGACUCAGAGGUUGAGGGAAAUUGAAAAUCAAGCAGCUGAAAGGUAUGGAAGAGGAGGAGCAAAUAAGUAUUCCACUGAGAAAGAAGAAAAAGAUAUUGAUGAGGAAAGCGUAUUCUCUGACACUAGUUCAUUAUAUAAUUUCUGCAAAAAGAACAAGGAUAAACUUACCCCACUAGAAAGGUGGAAGAUUAAAAGAAUUCAGUUUGGCUGGAAUAAACGGGAUGCAGAGUCUGCUGAUGGUAAGAAAGCACAAAAUGGAGAAGAGCAAACUGAAAGUGAAUCAACUUCUCAGCUUGGAGAAGUCAACCUAACAGCAUAUCAGGCUUGGAAGCUUAAACAUCAAAAGAAAUUGGGACAUGUAAACAAAGACGAGAUUGUGGAGCUAACCAAAGGUGAAGACACUGCAUCGGUCAAAAGGAAACAAAGGAGAACGGAGAUCUUAGAACGUUCCAGGCAGAAUCUGGAAGAAAGUCAGUCCAUGUGUGGGUGGGAGACAGAGAGUUCCAUGAGCGGUAGCAUCCCCUUUUCUGCAUUUUGGCCAAAUAUGUCUUUAAAAAGUGCACAAGAUGACACAGCUUCAAUGCUAAGUAUGCAAAGCAACAGGUCCUCUGUUUCACAAGCGAGGAGCAUUCAAAAUUUGCCUCAAACCCCUUUGAUUCCAAUUCCAAAUCUCCAGGUUGGUAACAAUGAAGCAAUUUCCUUAGCUAGCAUUCAGAAUUGGAUUGCUAAUGUAGUUACAGAAACUAUAGUCCAGAAGCAGAAUGAGUUGCUAAUGCAGGGUAGCUUGCCUUCGUCCCGUGCAUCAUCUGUUUUUGGAAUGAACACAAAAUCUACUGUUGCUUCUAGAAACAUGGAUGAUGACAAAGUAUCACUUUUGAGCAUGCAAAGUGGGGCGUCUUGUGGGAGCUCUCUACAUCAAAAAGAAACAAGAACUUAUGAUAACCAAUCUCUUGUUUCCUUUGAUGGCAUAUCCGGUCUUGGCUUUAAAGAGAAGAUCACACAGACUAGCAAGCCGCUGUACAGUUUGUUUGGAGAUGAUAUUGACCUCAAGAAACUGGACACAAGGAAUAAAGAAAUGCAGUCUGAGAUAAGAGGUAAAGCGUCAGAAUAUCAGAAAGAAAAACUUGUAGCAUGCAACAAGCGUAGUACAUUGUUCAAGAAAAAAAAGGCAAAAGACAGUGAUGAAGAUGAUGAUGUUGGAAGUGUAAUAUCUAGUCGAUGUUCUUUUACAAAGACUGAUGCCUCCUCAAAUAAGCGAGGGCAUUUUUCCAGUUUAGACACAGAAAUCACAGACCGAAUAAGCAGUGUAGAUAAAUGGCUCAGUGAUGUCAAAGAAAGUUCCACAUCUUUCAAGCCUGAACGGAAAUCCACGGCAUCAUCAUACCCAUCAAGAGAUGGGGAAGAAAAAUUGGACUUUACAAUUUCCAAGAGGAAGGCAGACUCUUUUAAAAGUUCAUACAGUUCUAUUGAUGAAAGUAAUAAAAGCACAUCAAAAAUUUCAAGUAAAGCUUAUCUGUCAGAGUCAAAGUUAUAUCCCUCCCAACAAGUCAAGAGUGAUGACCUUAACCAUCACAUUAGAGAACCUUACCUUGACAGCAGCUCCUCACAAGAGGACAGCGUAACUGCUAAUGGAAUGUCUGAGCUUGGGAGCAACAGAACAAAGUCAAGGCAUGUACAUAAGGGAGCAGAAAUUCAUGAUCAAGAUUCAAAUGAAUAUGGAGCCAGAGGAAGCUUUAAUCACCAUCUGUCAAAUAUGGAUAAUAAACAAGAAGAUAGUAAUAGUGAUGAAGAUAUAAUAGAAACCAUACGAGCUCGAGUGAGAUCGAUGACCAAACAAGAAGAGGAUUUGGAUGACGAUUCUGUCAUUAACUCUUGGAGAAGUCGCCAAGGAAAGCAACGAAGAAGACAAGAGUAGCUCGCUUGGUUUUAUCAAGUCUGAAUUAUCACUUCCUUAAUAUGACAUAGCUUCGGAAAUUAUAUAAUCAUGGCAAAACCUACAUUUACACUUGAGUUAAUAUUUUUAGUAUUUUCUGUUUUUAUUCAUGCAUCAUGAAUUUGGUAACAUAACUGUUUGGAACAGAAUCUAAAAAAUGUACCCAAAAAACAAUGUUUUUAAUUAAAAAUGUCAAUAUUUUCUA
Molecule: messenger RNA, 3718 nt
Organism: Erpetoichthys calabaricus (reedfish)
Lineage: Eukaryota; Metazoa; Chordata; Cladistia; Polypteriformes; Polypteridae
Gene: styxl2
Product: dual specificity phosphatase 27
Biological process (GO): negative regulation of MAPK cascade; protein dephosphorylation
Cellular component (GO): cytoplasm
Molecular function (GO): protein tyrosine/serine/threonine phosphatase activity; MAP kinase phosphatase activity
Source: RefSeq, a predicted model, not a curated record